AUGAGAAUGCUAUUUCCAUUCUAAUAUUAAGUAGCAGAAUGCGAGGGAGAUGAAUAGGAUUAAUCAAUGAACAGACCCUAUUUAGGUUGCAGUUUGAGAUCAAUGAUAGAUAAAGCAGGCAUGAUAGUGUUGCUUGUCAACACAGAAUCACCAGGCUGGUAAGCAGGACUGAAGAUUGGAGACAUCAUUCUUGAGAUCGAUGGAGUUAAGGUGAAUAAUAUUAAUGAUUACUAUGCCGCAAUUGCUAACACUUAAAACAAAUUGAAAGUUUUCAAGCUACUUAGAAACGGAGAAGAAAGAAUAUUCGAAGUUUCUCUCAAGUGA
Stylonychia lemnae is the source of this 324-nucleotide messenger RNA. NCBI's taxonomy places the organism in Eukaryota, Ciliophora, Spirotrichea, Sporadotrichida, Oxytrichidae. The record is from the annotation of a GenBank genome assembly.